Molecule: messenger RNA, 330 nt
Organism: Heterostelium album PN500
Lineage: Eukaryota; Evosea; Eumycetozoa; Acytosteliales; Acytosteliaceae
Product: UCP029143 family protein
Exons: 1
Coding region: 1-330 (109 amino acids)
Source: RefSeq, a predicted model, not a curated record
AUGUCUCGUGAUCAUCAAUCAAUUACCUUUUAUAGAAGAUUCGAAAAUGACAUUCUCAAUGGUAGAAAGACUAUAACAGUUAGAGAUAGCAGUGAGUGUCACUUUCAGAAGGGUCAAGUCCUGAGUGUCUUUAGAAAUGAAGACCAAACCUACAUAUGUAACAUCGAGGUAGACAGCGUUAUCCCAGUCAAUAAAGAUGAACUUGAUGAUCAACAUGCAUCCCAAGAGAAUAUGUCAUUAAGUGAAUUAAAACAUGUAAUAGAUACAAUCUAUCCAGGUGUGAAUCAAUUAUAUGUAAUUUCAUUUCAUUUAACAAACAAAUUAGUAUAA